AUGGAGUUUGGCAACCAAAGAGUCGCUAGGAAGCGUGAGAUCCGAACCCGAGCCCCGACAGCCUGUCAGACCUGUCGGCUGCGCAAGACACGAUGUGACAAUACCAGGCCGAUCUGUAGCUACUGCGCCGUGCAGGGGGUGGAGUGCAACUAUCCCGAAACCUCACCACAGCAGAACCAUCUUGGGUUUGACCCUGUGAAUCCGUCGAACCAAGAAGUGCUCCAACGACUGAAUCAUAUCGCCGGUUUGCUAGAGGAUAUUAAGACAUCCGAAGGCUCCACCUCCUCGAGUCGCUCACUCAGCUCACUCAAAGAAGGAUUCUUUGAGUUAGUCGUGCAGAACACUAGCCCCGUGGCUGAUUCAUUGUCGGGGACUAAUCCAACAAGCAGCAGCACUGCUAGUGUCGAUGAUCGGGGAACCGAUCACGAUCCCCGAAUCCUUUACAUGGCUAGCUCCGGGGAGAACAUGCUCCGAUGGCCUAUCUUCAACAAGGUCAUCACCGAAUCCGAAAAGCAUAUUCGAUCCUUCCUGCUCGACUCACUGGAUAGUCAGCCCCGUAGUAUGCAGGUACCCCGGCAAGUGGGAAUCGGAAGCUUUGUCGAUGAGAUUCCUAGACUUUGCAGGAAGUACUUCCUGCUAUGUCACCGAAGAAACCCGAUAGUCGACCUAGAGAAUCUAGACCGCUAUGCCAAGGAGGUCACCGUCCAGGGUCUUGGAUGGGAUGGCCCCUCGUGUCAAGUAUUGUUAGCGUGCGCUUUAGCUUCAUGCACAUCAUCCAAGUUUGUUCCGCUGGCGGAGGACAUGCCAGCGAAUCUCGAUGGACUCCAAGCACCACCCAUGUCAGACGCCAACCUCGAUCUGGCUGAGACAUAUUUCCACGCUGCAAAGCAGAGAUUUGGCUUCUUGCAUACGUCCCCAACAGACAUUCAGUGCUUCCUUCUUGCUGGCAGUUACCACCGACAUGCUAUACGACCUCUACAGGCUUGGUUCUGUUACCAGCAGGCAUCUUGCAGACUAGAAGUUCGUUUGCGGUCGCUGUGUAGAGAACGGUGGACCGCCGACGACAACUACCAUAACCUGGAAUCGAGACUAUACUGGUCCUGUAUCCAGGCAGAACAUGAGAUGCAGAGCGAGCUUCCUCUCUGGAAUAGUGGCCUUGAAAGCAUGGGUUAUUCAGAUCCGUUCCCCAAAUUUCCUAGCAGGAAUUCUUCUUCCUCAUAUAACCAGAUGGAUGAAGACCAAGAUUUCUCCAUCAGACCAGGCUUUGAACUAAAUGGCACGGAAGAAGAGAGAGGGUGGAAAUUCUACAUCGGGUCUAUCUGUAACCGCCGGACCACUAAUGAAAUAGUGUACCAAAUCUCGAUAGCCGGGAUCCAGUCCACACAAGACAACCCAGACCUAAGGUUCUUCUUCCGCGGCCGGUAUCACAUGGCACUGGAGAGGAUCUAUCGACCAGCAUUCUACCUUGCGAUGCACUACAAAGGGAUGCCAACAUUCAUCAAGAACAACCACCAAGUCUGGGUAGAUGUGUUCGACCUGGCCCAAAAGGCCAUUGACAACUGCGUCAUAUUGAUCCCAAGCUACUGGUAUCAGUUCCGACAUGAAUGGAUUUGGAACGUGGUGCGCGCUAGCUUUGCCUGUGCUGUGCACAUCCUUGGGGCUGUCUUAUAUCAGGUCGAAGCGUCAAGGGAUCACAGUACAUGGCAGGUGCGUAUCCCGUCAAAUUGGGCUCCUUUGGUGAGGCUGUCGAUUCGCACAUUGAGGCAUUGGUCAGCGGAGUCUACUGAUCUAGAGCUUAUGGGGUCGAUUCUUGAAAGGAUGUAUCAGGGCACGUGUCGGUUGGCUAAUGUGCGCCCUGAUAUUCAUCUAAUUUGA
Penicillium robsamsonii is the source of this 1875-nucleotide messenger RNA. RefSeq names its product Zn(II)2Cys6 transcription factor. The record is from RefSeq and is a predicted model, not a curated record. Gene Ontology annotation, biological process: regulation of DNA-templated transcription. Gene Ontology annotation, molecular function: DNA-binding transcription factor activity, RNA polymerase II-specific; zinc ion binding. The coding region runs from base 1 to 1875 and encodes 624 amino acids. The transcript has 5 exons. NCBI's taxonomy places the organism in Eukaryota, Fungi, Ascomycota, Eurotiomycetes, Eurotiales, Aspergillaceae.